CGUGAGGGCGCAGAGCGGCGCGCGGAGAGAAAACACCUGUUACUGACUGAGCAAGCAGACAAAGAGGAGCGUGUGCUUUCCACUAGUGCUACACACCUGACUACAAUUACUUCACACACCCACACAUCCCACUGUCAGGUGGGACCAUGUGGGUCCUGGAUAAGAUCCGAGACUCGGUGGAGACUGGCAUGCUGCGACAAGGAGAAAACGGAGACAAGAAAGGUGUGACUUCAUCCUACAGCAACGUCCUCACCCCUGACAAAAUCCCAGACUUCUUCAUUCCCCCAAAGCUGGUCAGCAGCCCUCCAGAACCUGAGAUUCCUAACAUAAAGCUCAGUGAAGGGUUGCAACCCUCAACUUCUGAGCAAACUAUCAGUAUCGGGAAGAAGAUCAGCAGCCCAAGAAGUCCACGUCUAGUCGCCAAAAUCGCUGGAGACACCAAGAACUUGCUGAAAGCAGCAAACCGUCACAUCAUCCAGAUAGAAAGUGCAGACGAUGUUGUGACUGGAGACACCAAUGCAGACCCUCAGUCGCAGACAGCAAUGUCACUGCCUUAUGUCCCCAAGACUCACACACCUUAUGGCUUUGCAACUUUGAAGGAAAGCCCCCACACUCGUCGUAAAGAGUCGCUGUUCCACUGUGAGCACACCAGUCCCAUCACCUCUCCAAACACCCAGAGGAAGACCCAGGGAAGAGGCAGCGAAGGAGGAAACCACCUGAAUCCCGCCGACUUCAACACCUCUCACAUGAAUCCUUAUCGAUACUUCAGCGGUGGGGAGAGUGACACCUGCUCCUCGGCUGAGUCCUCUCCCUUUAGCUCUCCAUUACUCUCCCGCUCUGCCUCCCUGCUCAAGAUCUUCACCCAUGAGACGCAGGCCAAAGUGGUGAAAGCCAAGCGGACAUUCGCUCGCCACAGCUCGCUCUCCACUGAUGAGUGCAGCUCAGCCGAGCCAAGCCCUAAUAUCCAGCGACGGCUUAAUGUGCCCUCUGUGCACGGCGGCGCAGGAGUUUCAGACAACAAGCUCCAUCGAGAGCACACCAUCAGCCUGCACAAAGGAGGGUCAAUGAGGAUAAGUGCCAACUACGACUCCAGCACUUCUCGUCUGCUCAUCCGGGUCCUCGCUGCAGAGAGUCUUUACGACAAGCACUUUGACAUCAAGAGCAUCAACUGCUGCGUGUCCAUCUACCUGAACCCGGGAAAGCUGCAGAAGCAAAGGAGCAACAUCAUCAAGAAUAGUCGUAACCCAGUCUUCAAUGAGGACUUCUUCUUUGACUCUAUAAGCUCAGUGCAGGUGAAGAACCUGUCCAUGAAGUUUAAGGUGGUUAACAAAGGUACUAGCCUGAAGAGGGACACACUGCUGGGACAGAGAGAGUUGCCACUGACAAAGCUGCUCUCUGGGCUUUAAAGCCACAGGACCUGGAGGUCAAAUAAGGCAAAAGCAAGAACACUGACAUUAGAUGUUUGCACUGUUUUUUGUUGUUGUUGUUGUUGUUUUUUUUAUAUAUAUACAAAAACAGCUGUUUUUGUUCUAAUGGAUUCCUGCUGUCAAAAUAAUGUAGGGAUAAUAAUUCCUAGAAUGAAAGGGAGGCUUUCCUCUGAGAACAUAAAAUAAAAUCAGCCCAGAAAAUGAAUUGGACGACAUUCAUAAACUGAUGAAUGAUUCAUGGGUGGGGAUCGAGGCAUGCCAGGCUACUUCACCCCAAAAUGAAAGCUAAUUUAACCAAGCAGGCCUCGGCAGCAACAGAUUGGUUCUACAGAUGAAAGGUGUUUUUUUUUUCCUGGACUUAUCUGGACGUCAGCAUCCUCAGUGAGGUCCUGUUCAAAGGUUAGAGCCACCUGUGCAUUGACCCGUCUCCAUGUCCUCGCCUGCACCCGUCAUGUGUGGAAGGGUUUUCUUAUGAAAAUGUGACAUAAAUCCAGCAGCGCAGGAUGUGAUUCUACAUCAGCUACAACAUGUGUGCAGCACAAAGAUGCUUUUGUGAGUCAGUGUGAGCUUUGAAGUAGCUCUAUAUCCUGAUGUGCAAAUAGCCCUUUGAUCCCAGUUGCCAUGGCCAACCUACUACAGGGGGGGAUGAGGGACAAAACAGUGAGCCACAAUGGCCAUAUUUACAUGCACAGCAAAAAAAGAAACCCUCUUAAUGAAUAAAUGCUGCAGAAUUGAAAAUUGAAAAUGAAAGUUAUAAUUAGGUUAAAAGGGCCCUUUGAAGUGGUUUGUUUGUUUGAUAAAAAUAUAUAUAUUAAUGUUAACAUGUAGUGUUUUCUACCACAAUUAUACGUGGGGAUUCCUCAGUCUAAAAAAUAUAUAUGAAUGCAUUAUUUUUCUCAUAAAAAACAUUUUUUUUUGUUUUUAAUUAAUUUUCUAUCAUCUCCAUGAGGUACCUACAAGUUUCAUUUUCUUUGACCAAACUUUAGGAACCUGUAUUCUGCAAUUUGAAGGUUGGAGCUUGUUUUUAAUCUGUUGUGUUUUUUUCUAAUGCAGUUUUCAUUUUAAAAUAUUCAACAUUUUGAAAUAAGUUGAUUCAUAUUUUGCAACAGGUUCAUAUUUUUUCAUGCACUCGCAGGUUUGUUUUACCUACUCUCUUAAACAAAAUACGGUUUUGAAUCGUAAACCUGAUAAACCAAAACAUAUCCAGUGUGAGGUGACUUGAUUUUAACGUCCUAACCACCAGUUGUUACUCAUAUGGCAUAAAAAUGUUUCAUGUCUUUAUUCCAGUUUGGACUCAUGAGGGACCAUGAGUGCAGGUUUCAUCUGCAGCCUGUCACGCAUGUCUCAUCCAGUGUGGGCACCUAGAUUAAAUCUGUGCAACCAAGCAACAGCGUUUUGCCAAAAUAAGUACACCAACAUCUUCUCUCUGCAUUUAGACUGCUGGUCUGCAUUUUCUGCACAGAUUCUCAAAACACAGAAAAAGUGACAACAAGUUUUCUCAACAGAUGUCUAAAAAUGUCCAUCAUUUGUCAAGAUGCUUCAGUGGAACAUAUCUAAUCUGUUUGCCAACAUUUUUUAAAUAAUCUAAAUAGCACCAGAAGAAUACAUUUUAUUAGAAGUUGCUGUGAUAAAAUGCUUAAUAGGUGAUUGAAAUGAGUUGUUGUCUUUUUAGUUUAAAGUAUUCAAGGAUUCAAAGUAUUUAUUAGAUAGCGGUGGGACAAGAAACAAGGUUAGUCAGUUUUAUUUACAUCCUUCAUAGAAACCAAAUAAAACUAUUGUUAAUUUAUGCAACCAUUAUUGGUAGUGGACAAACACAGUUUGUGUGUGCAUGUAAAUGCAUGAAAUGUUUUACAUGAGAAGACAAGUGUAUUAGUGUUGCAGAGCAGAGAACUAGUUGUGAUGUUAAUAUGUUGAUGACAAACUUGUGUUUGCAUGACAUGCUCAAAUUUGAUUGAAACCCUAAAGCCUUACUCUAUUUGUGUGUGUGUGUGAGAGAGAGAGAGAGAGAGAGACAGAGAGACAGAGAGAAAGAGAGAGAGAGAGAGAGAGAGAGAGAGAGAGAGGAUUGGUGUGUUGAACAUUAUAUUUUGUCCAAAGCUGUCAAUUUUCUAUGUACACCAUGUAGUAUUUUGUUAAAGGCCACCUGCUAUAAAAUGACUCGAAACAAAUGUUGAAUUUGUACUGUAUAUAAAUACAUAUGUUCUUGUUUCUACACUUGUUGGUAAAAUGCUAAUUAUGCAGCAGCGGGUAAGAAGUGUGAUGAGAGACAUGUAUAUCGUCACUUAAAACCUUAAUGAAGCCCGGGGGAAAGGCAUAAUGUCAGGAAGGAAAUGAGGAAACAAAGGCAAACAAGGCAGAGGAAAGCUAAAUUAUGUGUUUUGACAGCUUUCUGCUCUUGUGGUGUUCUUGGCCGUAUCGAGGAAUUACGUGUCAUUAAAAAAAUGACACGUGACUGCAGUCUUGAGUGCUCAGAAUGGACUUAGGAAAGGUAGUCGAAACAGAAAAGUAGUCAGAGUUGUCUGAGUGAUGCAAAAUACUGAAGGUUUUCACACUGCCUCAAAGCUGUAGUUUUACUGUGGAUUCAUCUUACCUGGUGUUUGUAGCUCACCUGUAGCACUACUAUUGAUAUGCUCUCUGUUCUUAAUAUACAGUGGCACUGCUGGUUGUUUAAGUGUGAAAGUCAGUGAUCUUUAUUCCCCUGUUGCAAACAUACAGUGCCUGCUUGUAAACGUAAUGUUUUUUCUAUACAAACGUUCCUAGUUAUACUCAAACUAGUUGUUAUCUUACUCUUUCGGAGGUUUUUCUCGCAUGACUUACACACUUAAAUAUUGUCAGUACUAAAUUUCAGUGGAUCCUUAUAUUGUAUAUUGGCAGGUCACCUUGUGCUGUGAUUCUAGAUGAGGAUUGCAGACAACACAAAUGUUUAUAAUGAUACUCCUGAAAUAUGGAUGAUGUGUUCUGAAAAAUGUCCAACUGAUGUCUUAUUUUUGAAUAACUCUUUGUUUGUAUUCUUUAAAAUGUGGCUUAUAAUUGAAGAGAUUUACAAAGCAGAGAAAAAAAACAAUAAACAGUUAUCUGACUUCUGACGGUUCAGGCUGUUCUGUUCUUGGUUAGGCCUACAGGGUAGGAUCACUGCUCAACUUUGGAUUGACCCUUUUUUUAGUUACUUUUACUCUACUGAUUUGCCAAAAGCGUAGAAAAGUAUUUAAAGAACGUUGCAUCACAUCUGCACUUUUUUUGCAUUUAAAGCAGAAAUGCAUUGAACAAAGUCAAGAGGAGAUAAAUCCGUAAAGCCAACAAUGUUACAUUUUAUUGAUACUAAUAAUUACUAACGAUUUUCUGAUGUAAGUACCGUAAGGUGUGCCCAAA
Molecule: messenger RNA, 4796 nt
Organism: Labrus bergylta (ballan wrasse)
Lineage: Eukaryota; Metazoa; Chordata; Actinopteri; Labriformes; Labridae
Product: C2 calcium-dependent domain-containing protein 4C
Source: RefSeq, a predicted model, not a curated record